UGAUGGGGGAGGUAACUCUAAAUGACUUCAGCAUACACAUUUAGUGGAUUCACUGCCCGAGAAUGGUUGCUGGUGCCUUCCCCCUGGUAAAACUCGGCUCUCUCCUUGUCAAACAGGUCAGCAAGCCUGUCGCUAACGCCCUCAAGCGGAGAGCAAAAAGCAGUCCGUUUUUCAAGAGAUAUGUGUGCAUGCCACCAGCACAGCUGUACCACUGGUGUGAGGUCAACUUCCGCCUCAAUCUGAUGGGACUGGGUCGAGCCAAGCAUGUGGACAAGUUGAAUGAUGAGAUGGCCACGGAGCUUGGUGCUGAGAUGUUGGGAGAGUUCAUCAUCUUCUCCAUCGCCGUGGGAACACUGAUGUAUGAGUACAACAGGUCUGCGACAAAGGAGGAGAUCAAGGAGGAGAGAGAGAAACAAAAACUAAUGUCAUUAGAGCAGAACAUACAAGAUUUAGGACUGAUUACAGAAAUGCAAGGUACCCAGAUACGUGAACUAGAACGGACUGUCAGUGACUUGAACACGAGGAACCUCAGCCUUACAGCAAGAAUAUUUGGAGCGGGGAAGACAUAGCUGUUGUUGCUUGUGUGUGAUAUAUAUUGUGUAACGUACAGGAAAUGUGAGACUGUAUAGAGUAAAGUAAUUGUUUUCCAGACUCGCUUGAGAAAGUUUGAAUGAGUAGAUUUUUCAAACCAGAUAUGUGUGUCGAAACAAUCUUGUGUUCUCUGUAAUCUGAAUUUGCCUUCAUUGCUAGUUUGUGUCCUACAAACAGUAUCUAACAAUCUUACUGAAGUUGGGGGCCGUAUAAUAGUGCAUUUGUUUGUGAAAUAUAUUAAAGAAAGGGCAUAAUUCUAGUAUCUGGAUAAUACUACAGUGCUUGUUUUAAAAUUGUAAAGUACUAGUACUAAUAGUUUGUAGGUACUUCUUUUCUUGAACAAUCAAAUUUGUUUAAAUACACUGGUGUAUAGGUGUAUUAAUAUGUAGCAGUAGAAACUGUUGACAAUUUGUUUGUAGUGAUGAUAUUGCAGCGUAUGAAGUGCAAGUUUAAUGUCAAUGUCAACCCUGGAAUGUUUGUAAACAUGCACAUGGCAGGCUUCAUCAUUCGAGAAGUUUUGGAAUGAGACAGUUACUAGAAGGCUGUAAAUGACCACUCUGUUACAACCAUGACAAGCCCCAUCUGAAGACAGAAGCAGCUGGAUGCGGAGUGUACACUGAUUAACGCAUAGCUGCCGUUCGCAAUAUUUUUCGUAUUUGUCUGAAUCUGCAACUAAAGUACGAAAAUGUGAUUUCGUUAAUUCACACAAAUAAUAUGGCGAUCUAUGGGGAAAAAAAUCAAAAGGACUAGACACUGGUAAAUACCAGCAGAGGUUGCGGAGGUCUAUCAAGGUCAUCUUCAGGAGGCAAGGGAGUUGACUGACUAUAAAAGUCCUGUUUCCGCCCUUGCCGAACUAGGCUGGUAUUAUGGAGUCACAUUUUGGCUGGACUUAACGAGUCUAUGCAUAGUCCAAUCAAAAUCGCACAACA
Molecule: messenger RNA, 1520 nt
Organism: Haliotis rufescens (red abalone)
Lineage: Eukaryota; Metazoa; Mollusca; Gastropoda; Lepetellida; Haliotidae
Product: putative OPA3-like protein CG13603
Exons: 2
Coding region: 63-569 (168 amino acids)
Biological process (GO): regulation of lipid metabolic process
Cellular component (GO): mitochondrion
Source: RefSeq, a predicted model, not a curated record